AGAGCAACGAAAAUGGCGGAAUGUUUACGAGUUGGUGGUGUUGCAGAAUUUAAUCGUGGGUAAUCGCAGCCGAUGAAGAGUGUAUCGACAAUAAUUGGGGACCUGUGAAUAUAAUAGGUAUCUGGAAUGCUUAAGAUAUAUAAUAAUAUGGCUAUAAUAAGACUGAUAAUGAAGAUAAUACUGGACGCGGUGAUUGGUUGACAUUUUGAUCAUCGCGUAUACCUACAAUAAUUUAAUCUCGCCUCGUAUUAACAUAUGGCAUCAACUCACCAGGAAGCACAAGACGUGACCUGACCACGAUGAGACGUGUCAUCAGGUGUGACGACACCUCAGAGUCGAUCAGACGUAUAUAAAGUCGCCUCUAUUGGAGCGCCACACAGUUUAAGCUCCUCCACUAUGAAGGUUCUGAUCGCUGUUGCUGCCCUCCUGGCUAUCUGCUUGGUUGUUGACAGUGCUGAGCAUGAUCUGUUUGCUGAGACUAGUUUACCUUCACACCACCACGGGAUCUUCCGAGGAGACCACCACCACCCCAGUAAGAGGGGCGCUGAGGCUCGAGUUGUCACCAAUCCCGAGUAUUACAGUGGAGGCUAUGAUGGCCUCCCAAAAUAUCGUUAUUAUGGAAUCCAUUAUCCAGGUUUCCGAGGUAAGAGGAGCGCUGAGUCCGAUCCUGGCCAUCACCGCUGUGGUGACUUCCCAAGUCAUUUUGGCUUCCAUGGUAAAAGAAGCGCAGAAGCCAACCCUGGACCUGCAGCAGAACCCCUGGCUGACCCUGAAGCCAAUCCCUCUCAUUUCUACGGCAGUCGUGGGCUCUACCGUCACUCAGGAGUGAAACAUGGCGUCUACACACACUACGGAAACUUCAACUGAAAACUCUACCUAUUUGUGCUGGCAUAAAUGUGGGCCCAGCCCCGCCUCUUCGUGGGUUCACACACUCCUGGCUUCGUGAGCCCUAUCAUACCUUUUCUUAAAGCUAUGUAUAGAUCCUGCCUCAAACGCCCUGGCUGUCCAGGUUUUUUCAUCUCACAGAAUUCUCUGAGGCUGAAGAAAUAUUUCCUACAUCACUGUAUCUUUUUUUUUAUUUCCAACUGUACCCCCCGUGUACCUGAUUCCCGCCUCUCGAGCAGCCUAUCACUGUCUACCCCAUAAAUCUCUCAGUAUUUUGUACGUCGUUAUCACGUCUCCCUGAGGCUGGGAAGGUCGUGUGUACACUAAGAGGUGUAUGUCUCUGUACAUACGACAAGAAUUUUCCGUGGUCUUUAUUUCCAGAAUUAAAGUAUAUUUUGUACAUAUACAAUUUGCCCAAAGACCUCCAUUAAUAACCUCUAGUCUUCAAAGCACCUACUCGUAAAGCAGAAAGAAGAGAAAGAAGUUGAAUGCCGUCUUCAUGGAUUCUGACUUCUUUGUUAAUCUCCCUCCAAUACGUUAAU
Messenger RNA from Cherax quadricarinatus, 1427 nucleotides. RefSeq lists its product as uncharacterized. Lineage: Eukaryota; Metazoa; Arthropoda; Malacostraca; Decapoda; Parastacidae. The record is from RefSeq and is a predicted model, not a curated record.